AUGGCAUUGGCGGUGCUGCGCAUCGUCGCGUUGGUGGUAUUUUUGGGUGGUCUGACUUCCAGCCUGCCUCUGGAAGUUGAAAGCAGACGCUGUCAAGGCUCGAACUGCAAGUUGUGUCCAGCAGUAACCGUGUACCUCGUGCUUCUUCCCUUACCCAAACGUACAGGAACAUACCUGAAAUCUUGUUGUGACUGUUCUGCGUGUCCUGAAGAUACCUUCACCGACAAGGCCAACAGAGAGAAGAGCUGCCACCCGUGCUUCAAGGACUGCAAUGCAGCUCUGAACCUGCAGGUGGUGAAGUCGUGCAGCAACACGUCGGACGUGCAGUGCGAGUGUAUGGCCGGUUUCGUGUGCAGUAAACGAGAACACAACCGCUGCGUGAAGUGUCAGCGCCAACCUCAGACUUCGGCCACACCCACACCCACACCGACACCCACCGAGACUCCGUCAAGUCACCAGUCAGGCUGGGUGAAGCAGUGCUCAGUAAUGAAUCAGAAGGAGGGGACCAGCACUGGACCUUCUGAAAUACAUGAGCCGAUCAGCCACCUCCCCUGGGAUAAGGUUCAGCCCGCGCCCACAUCCACCAGUCCAAGUUCAGGCUGCACUACUAACCAACCAGUCCAGACAGAACAGGCUCAACAAGCUACUGGAAAUCUAGGUCCUCUUCACAUCUAUGGUGCAGGCACGGUGUUCGUCAGCUUGAUGAACCAGUUCGGACUGAACGGAGAUGAAAAAGAUGAAGAGGAACCCCGUGAGAAGCAUUUAAACCAGACUGAGCUGCACAGUCCCACCUGGUCCACGUGUCCUUUAUCCACGGAGGAGAGGAACAGGGACAGUGGGUACAUCUCAUUCCCCUCCCAGGAACAGGGCAAGGAGUGCCACAUCUCCAAAGAAGAGGGAUUAUGA
Molecule: messenger RNA, 906 nt
Organism: Trichomycterus rosablanca
Lineage: Eukaryota; Metazoa; Chordata; Actinopteri; Siluriformes; Trichomycteridae
Exons: 7
Coding region: 1-906 (301 amino acids)
Biological process (GO): regulation of cell population proliferation
Molecular function (GO): protein binding; signaling receptor activity
Source: RefSeq, a predicted model, not a curated record